Messenger RNA from Pelagomonas calceolata, 1006 nucleotides. The record is from the annotation of a GenBank genome assembly. NCBI's taxonomy places the organism in Eukaryota, Pelagophyceae, Pelagomonadales, Pelagomonadaceae.
GGCUAGUAUGUUACAUCAGGGACCCGGCUGGUCCUCCUCGCGCCUGAUCGCCCUGCUGAUAAGAUGGGGCGCCGGGAUCGACCACAGAGCAUCUAAAAUAACCAAAAUGCUAGAGGACGGCGGGAAGGAAGUUUACCGGUACUCUCCUCUAGCUUAUGCUAUUCUCUACGCGACCAGGUUCAGAAGACGACAACAUCGGGCGGUCGCCAUCGCGCUGUUGCGCGCUGGGGCGAGUCUGGACGCUGUGGCCACAAUUUCGGUCUAUGACGCGCAAUGGAACCAAGGCGCGAGCCGAUCUGAGUCGAUCGAAUGGGUCCUGGGCGAGAAAGAACGACGGGAUCCUUCGCUGGUAAACAACGCGCACUACCUCGCGUUCAAGGCGUUUCUGCUUUCCGUGCGCACGGCGGGCGGUCAUCGUAGCUUUGUGAUCGAACAACGACGAACGUGCGCGUUGGUCCGCCACCUCGCGCUGCGUGAUCGUGCGACGACGCACGACGGCGCCUUAAAAUUCCUCGCCCGCACGGGCGAACGGGGCCUGUUCCGACGGGUGCUGUCGUACCUAUCGCCGCCGCCGCCGCCGCAGCCCACAACAUAUCUCAAUCUUCGCGUGAUGUGGAAGGAAAAUGGUGAAGAAACCUUCUUCAAGCUUAUUAGGUCCACAACACCACUCAUGAGGAUGUUUAGGGCCUACGCGCCGAAGGCCUCAGGAUAUCUGGAGGAAGAAGUCCAUGUCACCCAAUUGGUGUUUUACCUGCCCGGCUCUGAGGAACGGAUCGAGGAGGGCUGGCAGACGGGCGACGACCUUGGUCUCGAAGACGGAGAUACGAUCAUGUGCGAGCCCUAUGCGGGGUCUCUUGUAUGCAUCCGAGAUCAAAUUGUCGUGGUGAAGCAGAAAAUCGCGCUCGUGGAGGCCGACCAGCGGUACCUCAGUGCCGAGAACGCGGAGGAAGCCGUCGCGCGCGCGGCCGCCGCGGAGGCAGCGCGUCGCGUCGCCACGAGGGAAUGA